Molecule: messenger RNA, 729 nt
Organism: Clonostachys solani
Lineage: Eukaryota; Fungi; Ascomycota; Sordariomycetes; Hypocreales; Bionectriaceae
Source: the annotation of a GenBank genome assembly
AUGUCGGCAGUCCUCGAGGCCAAGUUCAAUCCUCAAGCACGGCCCUUCUCACAAGAUGGCACCGACAACCAACAUGAAGGCAUGCACUCUAGAUUCUCCAAACGCUACCUAGGCAAGCACACCGAGAAGAAUGCCAGCCAGGAUCAUUUGGAAAACCAUGAGAGCUGCUCCCUGUGGCUCAGAAACCUGCCACCCAACAUCACCUAUGCCGAGCUCCUCGACACCAUUUCCGGCAUUGGUCGCGUCUGGGCCACCUACAUCAAUAGGCCGGAUGCGAGGCACGAUACCGCCGCCGCCAAGGUCAUCUUCUUCAACCCUGAGGCUGCGGCCAAAUACCUGGAGCACAUCGAGUCGACCAAUCUUCAGAUCCGAGGCUUUCCAGUCGCAGCUGAGUACAACCGGGUCAAGAUCCCACGCCAGCUAUCAGGAGGCCCGCAGGCUUCCAGGGUUCUCAUCAUAAUUGGCCACUCCGACUUUGUGAACAAGGAGAGCCUGAUCAGAUUCUUCCACGACCUGAUCCAGUUCCACAAUGACCGGGUUAUUGAGCGGUUUCGCGUCGGCACGCGGGCAGUGAUCGAGUUCCGGUUUGGAAGCUACCGCGCCCAGUCCUCCAGUGCCAAGUUGGCACUGGAGAAGAACCAGCCGGGCGGUCUUGAGUGUGUGCGGUAUGGCCAGGACCCAUGUGAGGUGGGAGAGACUACUUUUUCUUAUGAACCUAGCAGCGAGUGA